Messenger RNA from Saprolegnia parasitica CBS 223.65, 1209 nucleotides. RefSeq lists its product as hypothetical. Gene Ontology annotation, cellular component: membrane; cytoplasm. Gene Ontology annotation, biological process: regulation of response to endoplasmic reticulum stress; membrane protein intracellular domain proteolysis. The record is from RefSeq and is a predicted model, not a curated record. NCBI's taxonomy places the organism in Eukaryota, Oomycota, Saprolegniomycetes, Saprolegniales, Saprolegniaceae. Gene Ontology annotation, molecular function: metalloendopeptidase activity. Bases 1 to 1209 code for a protein of 402 amino acids. The transcript is spliced from 4 exons.
AUGCUGCUCAUGUGGGUCGCCGGCCUCGCGCUCGGGUGGGCCGGAGUCUACGUGUUCCUGCACCUGAGUGCGGACGACGACAACGACAUCCACGUGCUACCAGCUUUUGUCUGCAAGGAGAUCUCGUGGUUCAACGAGCGCGUCUUCGAGCUCGGCCGGCAGUACCCCACGGGGCUCAAGACGUGGUUCGCCGCAGGCAGCAUCGUCGCGGGCGCUGGUAUGGCGAUAGGCACGGUCUACAUCACAUGGACACUCGUCAUGCUCGUCGUGCAGAAGCUCGCGCGCGUCGAAGUCGACGUACCGCUCUCGGACGCCUCGAUCAUGAUUCCAGGCGUGACGAUGCCCAUGAAUGCGACCGUCUACCUCUGGGCCACCGUGUUCCUCGCCGUUUCCUUUCACGAAUUUGGCCAUGCGCUUGCAGCCGCGCUUUGCGAAAUCCGCAUCAAGUCGGUCGGUAUCUUCUUCGCGGUCGUCUUUCCCGGCGCGUACGUGCGCUUUGACAGCUACUUUAACGUCGGUCUUCUGGACCAAAUCAAGAUCCAGAGCGCAGGCAUCUGGCACAACGCGGUCCUCUGCUUUCUUUGCGUUGUGCAGCUUCAGUUGCUCCCGUUCUACCUCUCGCCUUUCUUCGACGUCAACCAAGGAAUGACAGUCAUUGCGAUCCCGGAAAUGUCGGCGUUCGAGGGCAUCGUGUCACUUGGUGACGUCAUCGUGUCUGUGGACCAUCAACCGACGCUCAACUGGGGCCAGUGGCGCUCCGAGAUUGAUUAUCUCGCCAAGCUCGUCGAGACGAACGAGCUCAAAGACCACGGGUACUGCAUCCCGUCAGCCUUGCUUCAGCUACACCACUCCGCAAUGACCGAGUCAUCUUGCUGUCGGCCCGACACGGACAGCAACGCCGAGUGCUUCUCGUACAACCACGGUGCACUGCAGACGUGCCUCGAUGGAAAGCAAGUCGGCGACCUCUCGACGCACCGUUGCCAUGGCGACGCGAGUUGUGCGGACGACGCGCACACGUGCGUGACGCCUCGCAUCCAGUCGAUGCAAACGCUCAUGCGUCUCGCCUUCCAGGACGGCCGCGUUGUCAUGCUGCACGGGUUCCCCGCCGACCUCCAUGCCGAGCUCGAGUCUGUAUCGGUUUUGGAGUUUCCUGCUCAACAUCUCGGGCACGAUUGGCUUCUUCAACGCACUCCCGAUACAUUACUUUGA